Acomys russatus (golden spiny mouse) is the source of this 581-nucleotide messenger RNA. It is a transcript of the gene Coxfa4l2, whose product is annotated as NDUFA4 mitochondrial complex associated like 2. Bases 72 to 335 code for a protein of 87 amino acids. The record is from RefSeq and is a predicted model, not a curated record. The transcript has 4 exons. Lineage: Eukaryota; Metazoa; Chordata; Mammalia; Rodentia; Muridae.
CCGAUGGGGGGCGGGACCCCAGGGGGAAGGAAUAGAACAGAUCCACCAAAAAGACCAGACAUUGGAUCAAGAUGACAGGAACCAGUCUAGGGGCCCGCUUAUACCGGCAGAUAAAGAGACACCCCGGGCUCAUCCCAAUGAUUGGCUUCAUCUGCCUGGGCAUGGGCAGUGCUGGACUCUACUUGCUGAGACUGGCCCUUCGCAGCCCCGAUGUCUGCUGGGACAGAAAGAACAACCCAGAACCCUGGAACCGUGUGAGUCCCAAUGACCAGUACAAGUUCCUUGCUGUUUCCACUGACUACAAGAAGCUGAAGAAGGACCGGCCAGACUUCUAAGCCAGGGCCGACAGCUUCCACUCCAUGCCCCAGACCCUAGGGCGUCAGUCUAGCUUCUGCUUACACAGGCUGGAUUCCCACGAAGAGGGGAGGCUCCACCCCCACCCUCCUCCCUUGCUCCCAGUAGAGGAAGGGCCUCUGACCCUCAGCUCGAGUCCCACGUGGGGGAGGGGAGUCAAGACUGCAAGCAACCACUGGGGUUGACCCAAAAAAGGCCCAAGCGGGCUCCCCUCUCCUCCUCCCCCC